AUGCUUUCACUUGUUGACAAGCCGAAAAGCUUUAUCACGACGAAACGGAAACGAGCGCAGGGAUCUAGUGAGGAGGACAACAUCAAUGUGCCUUGGUUCCACCAGCAAUACAUCCCUUUGGUGGCCCAAGGGGAGUUCCGCGUAUUCCUUACGCCAAAAGACAGCUCGGGUGUGGUCUUCCACUGGGUUCAUACUGCUGUUAACCGCGACAACCCAAAAGUGAAAGAUAUCGUUCUUGUUACCAAACCAUCCGGAGACGACAGCGAAGAGUUCACGGGAAAUAGUACAACUGAGGAGCAGCUCAAAAAAUUUGCACUCUACUACUACGAGAGGUUGCGGAAACUGCUACCGGGCAUGUCCUUCGACGAUGGCGUUCGCCUGGACCUUGGAGCUAGUGGGGAUGGGAGGCUUUGGGUCAUUGAAGUUACUCCAUGGUACUCGGUCCAUUACUUUUCAGAAACCAGUUUGCCUUGCCCAAAUACACAAGUCUGCAAGGCAUUCGCCACAUCUUUGGCACGUUCUUUGACACGUUCCAAAGUCACAAGUUUGUAA
Pyricularia grisea is the source of this 552-nucleotide messenger RNA. RefSeq lists its product as uncharacterized. Bases 1 to 552 code for a protein of 183 amino acids. Lineage: Eukaryota; Fungi; Ascomycota; Sordariomycetes; Magnaporthales; Pyriculariaceae. The transcript has a single exon. The record is from RefSeq and is a predicted model, not a curated record.